CCGUGGGAUAAGUAACGCUUUCGAGGGACUAACAUGUCGGACCGAUAUCCAGCCAGCUUCUACGAUCAUCAUCAUCAGCUUCAGCUUCAGCUACAGCAUCACCAUCCCCAUCCCCAUCAGACGACCACGAUGUCGCAUUAUCCGCCACAGCCCUACCGAUCUGGUUACCAUCCCGCCGGCUACCAUCCCUACGGCUAUGGCUAUGGGUCUUCUGGUGCUUCUUACAUGCCCAACUACUAUCGCUAUGCCCCGUACGCCUCGCCGCAUUACAGCCAGCACCAUCAGGGCAUGUUCACGCCGGCUGGCCAACAGCUAAUCCCCUCCAGCGUGCUCCACUACCCGCCCAGGUCGCAUCCCUACCAGCAGCAGCAGCAGCAGCAGCAGCUGCCAUCUCAGCCUGGCUACGAGCCACCUGCUCCCUUGCCAUACAGUUCUUCCGCCUCCUACCAAUCCCGCGGCUUUGGUGCCUUUGCGGGUCCAACUCCCCACUAUGCUCCACCUGGCAGAUCCUCCACGCCGGCUCCGAAUCGCACUGUGCUGCCACCCAGCUACCUGGAACCACUUCGCAGCUACAGCGCCGAGCAGCAACAUCUCGGCCAGCAGCAACAUGUAGGGCAACAGCAGAUGCAACACCUCCCGCUGGCCGGCACACCAAAGCUCGAGGAACCUGAUGUCGAGGUGGAGGCGGUUGUCGAGUCCCCCGCCCAGCGGCUGACCACAUCGCCGCCCAUGAUCAGUGCCACCGGAACGGACAGCGGCAUCAGCAAUUGCAGCACGAGGGCGAGGAGCGACAGCAGCCAGAGCACACCGGUGUAUAGCGGCGAGUACCCGGUCAACAUGUCCGUGGAGUCCGCCUCCUGUGUGCCGUAUCACUGUCCGGCGGACGGAAGGGACUUCGAGGAGGAGGAGGUGCUGGUCCAGCCACCAGCUGCGGCGGAGACCCGGAGGGCGGACACUCCGCUCGAUAUUCCCGAUGACAUAAGCGCCACGUCGCCAGUGGCCAGUGAUAAGGUGAAAGCCGCACCGCCCACUCCGCCGGAAGUUGCCAGGCGUGCGGAAAUCAAUUUGCAGCCGGAGACAGGAGCAUCCUCGGAUGCGCCGACGACGCCGCAGGAAACUACUGGUGGUGAUCCAAUAAUCGAGGCGGGCGACGAGCAGCCAGGACAUGCGCAGCAGCAACAUCCUGUGGCGAAUGCGAAUAGCUGGAGUCCAACGCCGCGACGCCCGCGUACUCCGCCGGCGCCCCAGAACUCGCCAAUUGGUUUUGGCCAGAAUGCUAGUGUGCCACCUGCCCUGGCUCCUCUGCUCCAGCAGCAACAACAGCAACAGCAACAGCAGCAGUUGCAGUUGCAGCAGCAACAGCAGGCGGGCAACAUCAAGCGGUGUGCAGCGGCUGGCAGGAACCGCAGCAGCAACAACCGCAUCAUCGAGUGCGAUCUCAUUCCGAGCAAGAAAUCAAAACGGAAGGCGGCCAAAAAGGAAGCCGGUGGCAGCGAGAACCUGGAGGCUGUGGAGCCCAUCGUAAGGGAACAAAUUAGGGACAUCAAGCCCUUGCCGGGUUUCCUGCAGGCCUUCGGCUCCACCGAAAUCGGGCGCUUUUCCGAGCGAUUCCUGCAGACGCCCGAGUCGCUGGUGGAACGAUUGGCCGAGGAGUGCGCAGCCAGUACGCCCAGCAGUUUCGCAUCUCAUCCGGCCGGGGGCUACAUCGAUCCCCCGGCCACGCCCACACCCAGCCACUAUGCCUACGAGGAGCAGAACCAAGGCGGCUAUGCCAGGAAUCGAAUGCGGGGCUACGGCUACGAGAUGCCGGACUACAUGGCGUAUGAGCGAUAUGCGACCUACGGAGCCGGCAGACCAAGGGCUCGCUACGGGGAAAUCCGCUGCAACGGCUACUAGGAUGCGGUCCACCGAUACCGAUGUCGAGCGGAUCUUAUAUAGCUUAGGGUUAGUGUUGUUGUAGUCGUGCAUAGUCGUUGUCAUUCGAUAUUCUCUGUGUGUGCCUUUUUCGGUCAAAAUUGGACAAUGGAUAACCCCGAAGAGUUGUUGUUGUCGGGGGCAUUGUUAGCGAUGAGUGCGUUCAAAAUUUACCACAAGAAAUAAAAAUAAAAAAACAAAAGAAACAAGAAGCCAAAAUAUUGUUAGCAAACCAUCUACAUGUAAAUGAAUAGUAAUCAAUUAAGUAGUUCAAUGUAUUUUAAAUCGAAGUCGUUUUAAAUCGAUUCAGAAUGUAAGUUGAAAUCUUGUCCCACUGUACAUAAAUAUGCAUUUCGUAUAUGUAACACUAGAUUUUAGUCAAACUACUUGGGCAGUUGGUAAUGGGAUCUAAAAAGUUUUCGAGGUCUCCACGUGUUGGGAGACGUUUUUUCUCAACUUCACCGUAAAUGUAAUGAACACUCAAAAUUGUUAACAGCACCGUUUCCAUAUGGAAACCAUUUUUUUGGGGCACAAAAUUCUGAAAUCACCCCGACAAAAAUCAAAUAAAACAGAGCGAAAAUCUUACACUUAGCAAAAAGAUGUGCCAUUGAAAAAUAUAUUUAAUUGAAAACACCACAAUUUAGGGAUUACGUUUAUGUACAAUACAAAUACAAAUUAAAGUUUAGCUACGGUAGUCUAAAGCCAGAUAGUUAAUGUUAAAGCAAUGCACUACAUUUUAGUCUAGGACACAGAUACACACAUACAAACACACAGAUACAGAUACACCCAUACAGAGACACACUCGAACCACCGCACUAAUUUGUACUUGGCAAAAUUGAUUUAUUUUCUAUCGAUUUACUAACAACCUAUUCAUUUUCGAAUCGAUUUCUUUGUUGUAUUGAGUGCCUUAAUUUACUUGAAUUCAUUUCCAAUAUCUGUGCGUGAACAAAUAAACGUAACGAAUUUGUAUGAUUUACUUGUAGAGAGACAACCAAGUUCAGGUUUCAAAGGGGCCCAACAAAAUUUCAAAUGCAAAUCGAACAAAUCAAUGAAGACAAAAAAGACAACCGAAUUACCAAAAACGGAAGAAAAAAAAUCCAAACACAUCGAGCGACAUUCAAAAAUGUUUAAUAGCGAUUAAAAAACUAGUUAAUAUGUAAAGAAACUACUCACCAACAAAAAACACAAAGAGGAAGAAAACCUUGUAGCGUUGACAUUUUAUGCCAACUAAGUAUUUGGAAGUCUUCGGUAAAAUGAAGGAACAACAACCGAGGCCGAAAUGAAAUAAACCAAGUAUUUAGUAUAAUUAAGUCCGUGUGUAAAUAAAUAUUUGAAAGUUUGAAUUUUAUGAAAUAAAUCACGCAAAACGA
This is a messenger RNA of Drosophila subpulchrella, 3284 nucleotides long. RefSeq names its product trithorax group protein osa. Bases 34 to 1896 code for a protein of 620 amino acids. Gene Ontology annotation, biological process: regulation of transcription by RNA polymerase II. Lineage: Eukaryota; Metazoa; Arthropoda; Insecta; Diptera; Drosophilidae. The record is from RefSeq and is a predicted model, not a curated record. The transcript is spliced from 4 exons. Gene Ontology annotation, cellular component: aryl hydrocarbon receptor complex; nucleus. Gene Ontology annotation, molecular function: nuclear receptor activity; transcription cis-regulatory region binding.